Rhopilema esculentum is the source of this 1311-nucleotide messenger RNA. NCBI's taxonomy places the organism in Eukaryota, Metazoa, Cnidaria, Scyphozoa, Rhizostomeae, Rhizostomatidae. The record is from RefSeq and is a predicted model, not a curated record.
AUGGAGCUUACUUCAAAUUUUGACAAUGGGAGAGUGGCUCAAUUAGUUUUGCACACUAAAGAGAAUUUGGCCAACAAAGAGAGCUCUUCCAGUAGUUACGAAUCUGACUUUGAAGAAGAUAGCCAAUCUUUGGAAGAAAGCAACAAUGAUGAAAGAACAAAAUCAGUAAAAGAUUGUGCCUCUGAUAAAGAAAAGUCAGCAGAAAAAUCGAGUGAAAAGGAAGAUGUGACUUUUGGCGACGAUGACGCCUUUUUGGACAUAUCCGAAGAAAUUAUGGAGUUUGAGGAAAAAUAUAAUGUCACUGAAGACAUUACAGUAGAAGAAGAUUAUCUUGCCAACCAUCUCGAUGAAUAUGAUUUUGUUGAGGCUAUAGAGCCACUGGAGGAAGAUGAAAAGCAAGAGAAGAAACUUGGAGACACCCCCGUCAAGGACUGUAUUCCAGCUGGAAAGAACACCAAUGAAGUUAAUCCUCACGAAAAUCACGCUGCAAAAAGAGGAUACGGAAGAAAAGAAGAGCAAAAAGAAGAAGUUAGUUCAAACAAGUUUGGAAUUGAUGAAGAAGAAGAUGACAUGCUUAGCUCGUUCGUGGCAAAACAAAAGACAAAAAAGACAAAAUCAUCUUCAAAGAUCACAAAAAUCCCAUCUAAACAAAAGCAGAUGGCUAAAGAUUUGGGUUUUGACGACGAUGUUGAAAUCGACGAUCUCAUAUCAGAUAUCGAAAUGAGUGACGAGAGCCAAAGCAAAGGUGACAAAAAAACCAAAAAGGCCAUUGGGAGUUCCAGUUCAUUAGACGCAUCAAGCCCCUCAGAUUCAGGCAGCGACUCAGACACUGGCAUCAAACCACAGCAAAGUGGACUUUUGUUUAGUCCAUCUUUUACGUCACCAAAACCACUAGGAAGAAACAUGCUGUUGCCUGCACUUCGGGCAAAACCAAGAUCGUUGCCCGCUUUACGCAAUUUAAAGAAACCAAAAUUUUAAUAUACUUAACUUUCCAAUUAUUUGAUGUGUCGAAUUUUUAAUAUCUCAAUAAGUCUUUUGAAGCUGGCAUUUUUGAACAUUUGUAUAUAAAAUUGAGUUUGUGUAUCAAAGAUUUUUCAGUCAAAAAACAUGACUCAUUCUUGCUUAAGCCUUGGCUUCUUUACUUAUUGAAAACAAUUUUUCUUGUUUGGCAAAUCAAAAAAAACAUAUCUGGUCAAAGUUCGGGCCUCGAAUCUUCAACAGGGAUUGGAAGAAGGAAUAGAGGAGCAAUAAACGAAAGAGUUAACAAAAUAUUUACGUCAAUUCAGAACUAAUAAUCUCGCCUAAGUUAAG